Messenger RNA from Exophiala xenobiotica, 1367 nucleotides. RefSeq lists its product as uncharacterized. The record is from RefSeq and is a predicted model, not a curated record. NCBI's taxonomy places the organism in Eukaryota, Fungi, Ascomycota, Eurotiomycetes, Chaetothyriales, Herpotrichiellaceae. The coding region runs from base 218 to 1159 and encodes 313 amino acids. The transcript is spliced from 2 exons. Gene Ontology annotation, molecular function: cytoskeletal motor regulator activity; calcium ion binding; myosin heavy chain binding. Gene Ontology annotation, cellular component: cytoplasm; myosin II complex. Gene Ontology annotation, biological process: actomyosin structure organization; mitotic cytokinesis.
CAACACCAAGAGUGUGAAGAAGACACAAGGGAAAGCACAACGCCAACUCUAAGACAAUUAUCACUGAACUUGUCCAGACUGCUACAGAAUCCUUCGUUCAGUGUGCUCUUGAGGAAAUAACAGCUCGGUAGAUGGAAGAGGACUUGUCUUCUCUUGCUCGUCCAGCUGUUGAUUGAAACCAAGGCACAGAUCAUCCACCGUUGAUCAAACAACAAUCAUGGCUUCAUACAAGUCGACCUUCAAUUCCCCUCGAUCCUCUCCAUUUCGCCGUCCUGCCUCUCCAGGAUCUCCGACUGUCGCAAGCCGAACACCAAACACACCUCCCACAAACAAAAGCGGUGCCUCUCCAAUGACUUCCCCUUCCAAACUCAAACACACCUACACCGUGUCAGAGGAAGAGGAGGAGGACGAGAUGAUUUCCACACCCUCCAAGAUAAACAACGGACCCAUGUCCUACAGACGAGCGCAGACAGAACCUCCUCCGUCACCAACUGCCCACAGACUAUCUUCUCCCCAAAAGCAUGACAACAGCAGAGUAUCAGCUUCUUUCAACACGUCUCGAGAACCUCGCAGACUCGUCUCAAACGGUCUGUCGCAGAAUGACAACCUCUCCAAACUCCCACCCCAACUCCUCCACAACAUGCGCGAGUCAUUCUCCGUACUCGACUCUAACUCGAACGGCACAAUCGAUGCUGCCUCCGUCGCAGAAACCCUACAGUCUUUGGGUCUUCAUGAGAGCAACCUGGCUCAAUUCUUCCCAUCAGCUCAGCCGCAAAAUCUGUCUCUGCCUCAAUACCUCAGCCAACUGGCCAACAUCCUUGUCGGUCUAUCCCCUCAACAAGAACUGCUUAACGCCUUCUCCGCCUUCGACGACGACGACAGUGGCCAGAUUGACAUAGCAGAAUUGCGAUCCGCCCUACUCAACACGGCUCCAGAUCCAGGUGAGCGACCGCUCAGUGAAAAAGACAUUGACCGAGCUAUGGAAGGGUUCACCGGCAGAAGGAUCCUGGGCAAAAAUGUGAUCGGCAUAGCCGGUGUACGAGGUCUGAACACGCCCGCUCCCAAGAAAGGAGGUGAUGUCUUUCGAUAUCAAGAGUUUGUAGCGAAUUUGGCGGGCGGUCCUGCUACAGAACAAGCUCAAGGCGUUCAGGCGCGAUAGAUCGAUGGAUUUUGGGACGAUUGGACCAUCUGUACAAAUGGGCUCGUCCCACCUGGCGUUGCGCUCUCCUACGAUGAUGCGUUCGAAGUCAGGGAGAAGUGUCAAGUUGAUGGGUAAUAAAUGACUAUGAUUAUGAUGGCGAGUGUCCACAAGAAAAUGACACAAAUGCAAGUAAACUCUUGAAUGUAUCUCCAGUCUUCCCUGGUUC